GUGACGUCAGUGAUGUGUGUCCCAGCAGGACGGUGAUGUUGGCUGCUCCUAACACCACCUCAUUACACUUUCACAUUUCUUCCUAAAUCCCUGGUGAAGCGUUGAGUGAGCGUGGGGAGGAGACAACCCAGUCUGGUUGAGCACAGUCCCUGAAGAGGAUGACUUAAUAGCACCCGUGGAGUUAAUUUUAACUAAGGGCGGCUUGCAGACGCUGGCUUAACCCACAACUGGUUAUUUUGGUCUCAGUUGGUCCCUGAGAGUUACUGAAGACAGUCUCUGCUCACCACCACCAUGGACGACGUCAUGGAAGACGAGAUAAUGUGCGAACUGUUCACCGCCCACGCCCACAUCACCCUGCGCUACCUUAGGGUCACCACCUCCAGGAUCGUGGAGUUCCUGGUGCCUGGCCCUGGCGAGACACUCAAGACCAAGAUCUUCCAGCCUGGGCCCUUCAUGUUCCUCAUGUUCCUGGUGAUAGUGGCUAGUGUGGUCCUGCAGAGCAGCAGCCACUUGAUGCGACACUGGCUGGUCAAAGCCCAGUAUGUGCUGGGACUCAACUCUGUCGCCAUUACCACUUUUAAGACCAUUGGCGGCCUGGAUCUGGUGUCUGGUUCUCUGGGGAGUGAUAAUGUGACCUGGGAAUUAAAAGAUGGGAUUGUGGGGCUGUAUGGCAUGCAGGGCCGCCGGGGAAAUAUGGAAGAUCGGUACUGCAUAAUUCAAGACGUGGAUGUCGGGGAUAAGAAAAUGUCCUUCUUUGGAGUAUUCGAUGGCCAUGGAGGUCAGUACACUGCUGAAUAUGUCAAGGACAACCUCUUCCGUAACACUAUAGAGAAGAUUAAACAACUUCGAAGUCAAAUAUCAUCAAAUGAUCAAGAAAGAAAAUUUGAAAACGGCAAUAACAAUAAUGUGGUACGAAACAAUAGCAAGAACAGUGGUGGUGGUGGUGGGUGCACUGUCACUGCAAGUGGAAAAAAGUCAGAAAAGUAUAGAUCAGUUACCCAAGAUAAAACUCAAAUGAAUGGAGCCAAUAAAGAAAAACAAAAUAUGGUAAGUGAUGAAAAGAUUCAAAACAAGGAUUUGCAAAGUAGCAGCAGUUUCGGCAAAACUAGUGAAUCUGAUUAUCAUCAGGAAAAAUCAGACAAGGAAAAAGAGGUUCUAGAGAAAUGCAUUGUAGAGUCAAGUCAGAGUGAAAAUUCGAAAUCUGACAAGGAAGAUUCCAAAGAUAUUUCACAGAAAGGAAGUGGCCUUGAAAAUAUCACUCAAUGUAGUAGCCACAGUUCACCCGAUUCUGAUGUGCCAAUGAAAAAAGAUGACACCUACACCAAUAUUAAUCUUGUGAAACGCAACUCAAUCACCAAUAGUGGUGGUGCAAAUACAGGUAUUAGCAAAGAGAAGAAAGAAGAAACUACAGGUACCUUUGAUUCUGUGUAUAUAGACACUUACAAAAACAUCAACUACACUCGCCUGCUGACUGACCAGAUCAUUGCUGUUGAUAAGCAGGUGGUGGAAAAAUGCAAGAGCAGAACAGACAUGUCAGGAACUACAGCCGUGAUCGCCGUCUUAGAUGGAGAACUGUUGAUCGGCAAUGUAGGAGACUCGAGAGCUGUCAUGGGCGACCUCAAGGGAUCAACUAUUCCACUUUCAUUUGAUCAUAAGCCAAAUCAACUAAAAGAGCGUCGGAGGAUUAAGGAAGCUGGUGGUUUUAUCACGUUCACAGGGGUUUGGCGAGUUGCAGGAAUUCUCGCUACCUCACGAGCACUUGGGGACUUUCCCCUCAAAGAGCCUCGAAAAUUAAUUACAGCUGAGCCUGAUGUUCUGACGUUCAGUCUGCGGGACCAUAAGGCACAUUUUGUUAUCUUAGCCACAGAUGGACUCUGGGAUGUGUUAACAAAUGAGGAAGCAGUAGCAUACAUCCGUGAUCAUAUUCAUGAACCUGAUUAUGGAGCCAAGUCCCUAACACUUCAUGCUUAUUAUCGUGGGUCACAGGAUAACAUAACUGUAGCAAUUCUCAAUAUUGACAAGUUGUGUCUGUAACAUUUUACAUGUACACAAUGCAUAAACCUUUUGUUUAUCAGGGAACUUGAAAAGGACUUGAGUUUGUCAGUGCAAGGAACCCUCUUCUCAUGAAGUAUAGCAAUACAAGUAAUGCACCUUAAUGUUACCAGGUGAAUUAUUAUACAGUAUUGUUUAUGAUAACCAUUAGAAAGUAUUCGUAGAAAUCUUUAAAUUUUCCUUCCUUAAACUGGAUUUAAGGAUUCAGUGAUAUUAGGAUAUGAAUAUAAUGUUAGUUAAAUUUGGUUUGGGAAAAUUCCUUAUGGUGACAGACUCUUAUUAAUUUAAGUCUUUUACAAAUAUAAAUUUAUAAAGAUUCAGAUUCACUUCUGUCAUAAUCAUGCACAUCCAAACCUCACUGGCAUUGUAUAUAAACACCCAUUUUACCAUUACAUCUUCUAGUGGUAUUGCCAAAACAAAUGUGAGAUGUUCAGACUCCAAAUAUUAUGAUAAAUAAAUUGUAGAAUAAUUCUUGGUCACUUGGUGAGCAGCUCAUGGUGAUCAUGCAUUGAGAUUUGUGUUCUUAGUGAUUAGUUACACUAGUCAUAAUGUUUAUUUGUUUAGCUUAUACAGCCUGAGGAUAUAAGCAUGAUAAAUGUAUUAAAACUAUGUAAAUAUUGAAUGACAUGAAAAUUCAGUACCAUAUACUGUACUGUAAUCUCCCAAUAUUCAUGAGGGAUACAUUCCUCGGGAAGCUUGUAGUUACCUAAUUUAUAUUAAAAUGAGAAUAAGGAAAAAAAAAAAGUGUUUCAGACCUAUGUAACCCCUGUAUCCAUUGUAGUACAUUACAGUAGUAAUCUAACCUUGCACUAUUAUGGAUCUGUUGUAGUACAAAAUGGGUCAUUAACAGAAAUGUAAAUUAUCACUUCAAAGCAUGUAUUUAUACUUAAGAAAAGUAAAUGUUAAAGUUGAGGAAGGAAGGUUACUUGUUCUCCCAAAUUAAUUUAUAUUUAUCUUGUUAUAAAGGCUUACUUAAUUUAAGUGUAUCAAGCCAAUUAUUUUUUAUUUUGAAAUCUUAAUAUACAGGCAUUUAAAAAACUAAAUGAAAAUGAGAGAGGGAGGGAGGGAAGAGGGGGGGAUAAUAGUGUAGUACUUGCUCACCCAAAUUACGCAGUGUAUUUCACUUAUUCAUCUUUUGAAUGUUAAGUGUGUGUUGCAUGACUUCUUAGCUUCCUACUCCUUUCCCUAUUGUUUCCUCUCUGUUUUUCUGCCACAGUUGAAAGUAAGACUGCAAUGACAGUAAAGAUGGCAAAAAGCACAUCUAGUAAGAUUUUGUACUUUUGCAUUACUGUAGUACACAGAAAUAAAUAAAUUACUAUAACACAGGGUGGCAUGUUGACACAUGACAAAUGUAUCUUACUGAUCCAUUAUAGUAGCAGUACUUGUUUCUUAAUAUACAAUAAUAAUAAUAUAUCUGUGGCUAAGCAUGCAUCAUGUCUGCAUGUAUAGCCUCGUUUAUCAUCUCCAAGCUAGUCUAGCUUGCAGAAGAUAAGUGAGGAUAUACAUGUUUCACAGUCUGCUGAUGCAUUUAUGGAUAUAAAACUAUGAAUAAUGGAAGGUUACAGAAGAAGGUUUUCAAUUAUCAUGAUGUUACUUAAGUGUACAAGUCAAAGUUUUGAAUUGGCAAUAAUAUACUAAGUUAUAAUACUAUUAUGCACCGUGACCAAAGAUGUGGUGGUACUCUUCAUUUCCCAAAAUAAUAAUAUUAGAAAACUAUUAUAUCUUAAGUUUUACUUUAUUUUUUUAAUUUUGGAUAUUAUGGAUCUCUAUAUAAAACAUAUUAAAUCAGAAGCAAAAUCUGUCCAAGUAACUAUUUGUGGUAGAAGUUCCGUCCUCUAGGCUUGUAUUCAGAGCAGGUGAGAAAUGUCAACAUUUCUGAUUAGUGUACCUGGCAAACUGUUUUAGUUUCCUGAGAUGUUUAGGCUCAGAAAGGUGCCAAGACUCAGCAAACUUCUUAUAAUGCUUAGCAUGUUAAUGUCAUGCAUUAGAUCUCAUUGCAUCUUUAAAGUGUCCCAACUGACAAUUGUGAGAAUUGAUAUGGCACUUAAUUUACUCAUGCUUAGAUGUAUCAAGGUGAAAUAUUACCUAUUAGUUAAAGUUUGUUUAUGAAGAUAUAAAGGCUGUGUGUGUAAAUGUGAGUGUUCAUGGGUUAUUGUUAUAAAAAGCUUGAAUAGAGUUGCUUUUCAUGAUGGCCAUCCCUUGUCAAGUUUAUCCAUAUCCAAAAGGGUAGGGGGAUGGGUGUAUGUCUUUUGUGCAAAUGUCAUUCAAAAACAUUAAUUUUCAUAAGUUUCUCUUCCCUGAAAAGCUAUUUCUAGAUUUUAGUGUUUGCAGAAACUUGCUGGUCGGUAUUAUUACAUUCAGAAUGAAGCACUAAACCAUUAGGGGUCAUUCAGCAUUAUCUCUGUUAAAUAAAAGAUUCAGUUUGUUUUGAUAAGAUUCUCCGAUUUAAAUCAUUUUUAUAUACAUUGACUAUAGCUCGAUUGUAUAUUUCAGAUUAUAAACAGUACUAAAAUCUAAUAAAAGAAAUCUUCAUUAAAGUUAAUGCUUGAGAUUCUUUUCAGUAUGUCAAUAAUCCUUUGAAUAUUUAAUGUAAACUAUGCACAUGAAUCAGGUAUAUAUAUUAAUUUUUUUUCUUUUAAAUUAUAUCUAUUCUUAUUAAGUUUUUUCAAAUUUUUUCAACAUGUGAUUAUUAAAUGUCUCCAGGGAGUGUUGUCCAAACUUGGUUAUAUCAAUGAAUGACAAGUCUGCAUGAAGUAAUGUUUAAACUAGUUAUGCAAGUUAGAAACACAUUUUCAUUGUGUAAUACAUUUCCAGUGAUAUAGGUCUUCAUGUACAUACUUUACGAGCCAGUCUUGGAACACCAUCACUGUACUCUAGAUUUGGCACACUAAUUGAGAACCAAGGUUCAUGUGAUGCAUAUUAUAAAGUAUAUUUAAUAUGCAGGGAACUGUUGAUAGCAGUAGCCUCUUAAAUGUUUCAUACUAUAUAGUACAUGCUUUUUAGCAUGGGAAAUUGUGUGAUUAUUAACCCAAAUGUGCAGUUUUCAGUAAAUUGACUAUAUAUAAUUGGCAACAUACCUUUUCAUUAUGAAUAAUGCUGUCAAUCAAAUUCACCUACUUCCAGAGUUGAAGCAAUGCUGUUUAGAUGAUGAAGUGCAUUUCUUUUAUUCUGUUGUCCUUUACAAAACUUUUUAUUUGGAGGAACUGGGUAAAUGGUUAUGAAGAUAAUUGGCAACCAGAUGUAGUUAUUUUUUUUUUUAUCAGUUUUACCUUUAUUGAAGACUUGGUGUAUGAGAGGCAGGAGUGCUUGGAGGCAGGACAAGAUAGUCCUUCAAUAUGACACAAAUAUCAACUCUAUGGCUUAUUUAUCUAGCACAAUUCAUCUAGUAUGACAUAAUCAACAAUAUUAAUAACAGAUAAACAUGAUAUAUACUCUAGAAUGAAUAAAGUAUGUCAUGUGUCUCUCCCCCUAACCGACGAGUGUUGCUGUGUUUGUUGUUGGGUGUAUAAGGGCCACUGCAAGAUAAGCCUUACAUAGUGGUGGUGAUGGUUCAGCAGAGACGGAAGUGUUGUCAGUCACCCUAUAUAGCUCCAACAACAUUGGAGGAGUCAGGUUCAUGCUGUCCUUUUUCUAUCAAUUAAUUGCUUAACUUACUUGCUACACUGUUAAUGCUACACUUUGUCGCUGGCUGGCGCUAUAGCCUUUAUCAACUCGUGCUGCUUUAGUAUCAUACAUAUCGUAGAAUCACUGAAGAAGGCACAUUCUCCCCUCUCUCUUCCUCCUCCACUCUGGUAAAGAAAGUGCGAAACAUGAUAGAAUUGAAAGAAAUUGUAGCAAAGUACCAAAGGGCUGCCACUAUGAAGUUUCUUUGGGCCCAUGGUGGCUUAUUUCACAGUCACAAUCAAUAAACAAGUACUAAAGAAUGAAUUUAUUGUGAAAUGUUUGGAUGAGCACACAGGUAAUGUUCACUCGAGGAUAAACAAAGCUAGACUGGCUCACGAUGCCUGCACGGGCAAGCGGACAGGCCUGGUACACCAGCCAAAACACGGGGCACAGGCCGAAACUCGGGACAAAAUUUAGCCGAAAAAAGAGGUUGAAACUCAAAGCAGCCAAUACUCAGGGCGGCCAAAACUCUGGGUUCCACUGUAUUUCCCUGUACCUGGAUUAUUACAUUCACAGGAAAGUGUUAAACCCAUGGGGGUUUUAUAGUGCCUAUUUUUUUUUUCAUAUAGGCACUAAUCCCAAAUCAGUCAGUAUAUGUCCAGAUGACUUCUUUAUUCCCUGGUAAAGACCCCUUAGGGGUAGUUCCUUGAUAUCAGUGAAGGGAUUUUUAUUCAAGAAACUGGACCUGCACUUUUAAGAUCAAGUCUAAUUCUUUCAUCCCAGGUGCUGUAUGACCCAUAUGAGUUAAGUACUCCUCCAUGUUAUAAUACAUAAUGAAAAUGUGUGGAAAUCCCAUGAUAAAAACAGUAUUUAAAAAUUACAGUACUGAUAUAUAUAUGAACUGGGAUACAAUGGAAAUUUCAUAUGGUGGCUACAUUAUCAGGGUUCAGGGCUUUCUUGUGUUGUAUGACCCCCAGUAGGUUUAGUGUUAGGUUUUGAUUAUAAUAAUAAUGUGAGUGUGAAGUGAAUAAUACACAUGUUCUUUAAAAAUCUGGAAUUGUCAUAGGCCCAUAGUAUUGAUUUCAUAAUAGCAUCAUGGCUUCUAAAAAUUUUAAACAUUUAAUGAACAAAGCAUAAUAAAGUAUUUUAUGUAGACUAAAUGAAAGCGAAAUAAAGUUAAAUGACUGGUGUUGAAUGACUCAAAAAAUAAUUUGCAGAAGGUUCACAUAGUGAAAUAUACCUAGCCAGUUUCAAUUUUAUACUCAAAAUUCUUUAAUACUUUUUUGCAUGUGUAAUUGUGUAUAAUAUUCACAAAGCAAAAAUUAAAGAUGAAAGUGGAUGACAUUUUGGUCCAUCCUGGACCACUAUUGAAUCAAUCUAAUAUUAUAUUUUGAAAAAAGUGCCUGAGGAAUGGGAGACAAGUUCGAUACGAGGAAGUCUGAUUCUUUGGAUUGAGUGCCUCUCACCAGGAGGAGCCUCCCUUGAAGGAUCAGGAUAGAUUGGGUUGGUUGUGAAUUGCUCCUGCCAUGGUAUUGAGAAUUUCAUUCUUCAUCCCAUACUAUGUAAAUGUGCUUUUAUCAAUAUACAUUGAGCAUUGAUAAGACUUAAGAGAAGUGUGAGAGCAAUAAGAGAGGGGGCAAGUGAAAAUAACUGCCAAAGUAAUCUUGCCUAUCCCUUACAUUUCAUUCACAAAAAUUGAAAAUGCAGUACUUGUGUUUAUUUCAUUUUAAAGUCCCUUUAAUUAUAAAUAUGCUGUAUACAAAAAUGCUAAGAGGUAUACAAGGCAUUAUGUAUUCAUUUUAUUGUAUAGAAUGAAAAAAAAUUGUAUUUUCUGUACUAUAUCUGCCACCAGUUUGUUGGCUCACACUUCCAUUCCUGUAUUCUCUUGCACAUAAUUUAGUUGCAAGUCAUUGUUGCUUUUAGUGCAAUGACACACUUUCAUGGCAUCAUUCCUAGGUGUAGAUAUUUUGUUUUUUCGAUUAAUCAUGAUGAUAUAGUUAUUGUAGGAUAUUUAAUUUCUUAUUUUUUUCACCUGUUUCAUGUAAAAGUAUACAAUCUGUAUUAAAAUAUUAUAGUGAA
Messenger RNA from Cherax quadricarinatus, 7734 nucleotides. RefSeq lists its product as uncharacterized. Gene Ontology annotation, molecular function: protein serine/threonine phosphatase activity; cation binding. Lineage: Eukaryota; Metazoa; Arthropoda; Malacostraca; Decapoda; Parastacidae. The record is from RefSeq and is a predicted model, not a curated record. Gene Ontology annotation, biological process: peptidyl-threonine dephosphorylation; negative regulation of canonical NF-kappaB signal transduction; positive regulation of canonical Wnt signaling pathway. Gene Ontology annotation, cellular component: nucleus; cytosol.